Messenger RNA from Cucurbita maxima (winter squash), 1364 nucleotides. Its product is annotated as protein RADIALIS-like 4. NCBI's taxonomy places the organism in Eukaryota, Viridiplantae, Streptophyta, Magnoliopsida, Cucurbitales, Cucurbitaceae. Gene Ontology annotation, molecular function: DNA-binding transcription factor activity. The record is from RefSeq and is a predicted model, not a curated record. The coding region runs from base 798 to 1103 and encodes 101 amino acids. The transcript is spliced from 2 exons.
AUAAUAUUUAGGAAAUAAAAGUGAAAGGCUAAACCCACAGUACUUUUUAGAUUCUUGUGUCAAUUUUUCUUUCUCCACUUCACAUCCCUGAAAACUUUUUUCUACUUCGCAUCCCUAAAAAGUUUCCAUUGCUAAAGAGCCUAUCGAAUGGGGGCAUUCUAUAGGCUCUUUUAAAAGUUUAUUUGAACAUCAAAGCUAAUGUUGCAAAAAGAGCUAGUACCAAUGGUGGCCGUUUUUUCCGGUAUAAAAAAGUAGUGAAAGAUGGUCCUACCGUUCUUGGCUUAAAUUUAUUGCAAGUGGCGGAAGAAAAUAUGCAAGGAGAGCGAACCAACAAUCCAAAGACCCGCUACAGCGAGGGAAGGUGGAAGUUUUAUAUUGAAAGCAGCAUCUGUGUGUUAUUUCUUAGGCUAAGAAUUGGAUCUAAUCCCUCCACCAGCCUAUAAAUUCUCAAGAAUUUCCCAUUGCUGAUGACGUGAUGAUAUUAUAAGAGACAAAAAACAGUGUUUGAAAAGAUUUUACGACCCGUUUGGUCGGUCACUUGCACUACCUCAGGCAAAGGGAAUCACCCUAAAACGUAUUCUUCAACUUGUUUAAUCCCACUACCAUCCCCUUGAGUGUAUAAGAAGCACCCAGAACCCACAUUUUCACACCAUAGCUCAACUUAGCCAUCUCUUAAAACGGAGCCCAGGUCUCUUUAUUACCAUAUUUUUUGUUCCGUGCGGCUUUCUUUGCAGCAUUUUCACCUACUUAGAUCAUCAUCGCCGUUCAAAGCUUUCCAUCCUAACUUCAUUUAUACAAUGGCAACAAGCCCUUUUAAAUCUUCAGGCAGUUCUAGCUCCUCGUGGACGCCUAAGCAAAACAAAAAAUUUGAGGACGCUCUGGCUUUAUAUCCCGAGGACACACCAGACCGGUGGCAAAAGGUGGCCAGGACAGUGGGUGGAAAAACAGCUGAGGAAGUAAAAAGGCAUUAUGAUAUCCUGGUGCAAGAUCUCAUGCAUAUAGAAUCUGGAAAGAUACCUCUUCCCAACUACAAGCCCAUUGUAUCCAACGGUACAGUGUAUGGUGAUGAGCAGAGGCUCAUGAAGAAUCUAAAGCUCCAAUAAAGAAGAGGUAUUAUACCGAUGAUAUAAUAAGAGCUGCAGAAGCGUUGUUCUCGAUAAUUACGAGAAUAUGCUUGGUGUCAGUGUUUCUCUACUUUCCCGCUCUGUUUGUCCUUUCAAGCAUGUAAUGCUAACCUGUGAAGCCAACUAAACUAUUGUAAGCCUUAACCUGUUUGUUCAAGUACCCGAUAAUGCUGCUUUUGUGUACUAGUGUGAGUACUGUUUCAUUCGCUUUCCAAUCAUUAUAAAGGAGCAUCUUGCACC